Molecule: messenger RNA, 3245 nt
Organism: Petromyzon marinus (sea lamprey)
Lineage: Eukaryota; Metazoa; Chordata; Hyperoartia; Petromyzontiformes; Petromyzontidae
Source: RefSeq, a predicted model, not a curated record
CACACACUGACACACAUACACACACGCAGACGCUUGUCAACCAUAGCUCCUCCUACCUCCUCCCCUGCCGUCUCCGCUGAAGCUUCCUCGCCUCCACCGCCUCGCCAAAAUUCCCCCCUCUGCCUCUCUCCCUCUCACCAUUUAUAACAAACUACACCACCUCAACAGACGUUCGCUUCUUUUACGAGAAUCUCCCUCUGCCCGCCCUCCCCGUUCUUGUUAAUUUGUUUAAAUAUCCCUCCGUCUCCUACCACAGCGAGGCCGGCCUAGACGGUGUAGGAGAGGUGGUGGUGGUGGUGGUGGGAGGAGGGGGGGGGGUAGCCUAGGCCGCAGGCUUCUGCCGCGAAUCGCGACGCGAAAGCGGCAUGCGAUCUAGGUGAGGCGGGUGGGUGGGUACGAUGCCUGCGGGAAGUCGCCUCAAGCCCGGCAAGUUCGUACCGGUCGCCACCGCCACGACCCUGCUCGUGGGCGCCACGACGCUUUUCUUCGUCUUCGCGUGUCCGUGGCUGACUGAGCGUGUCUCCCCGGCCGUGCCCGUCUACAAUGGAGUCGUCUUCCUCUUCGUGGUCGCCAACUUCAUCAUGGCCACGUUCAUGGACCCCGGCGUCUUCCCCCGCGCGUCGGAGGACGAGGACAAGGACGAGGAUCAGCGAGCGCCGCUGUACAAGAGCGUGGAGAUCAACGGUGCCUCUGUGCGCAUGAAGUGGUGCAGCACGUGCCACUUCUACCGCCCACCACGCUGCUCACACUGCAGCGUCUGCGACAACUGCGUGGAGGACUUUGACCACCAUUGCCCGUGGGUCAACAACUGCAUUGGCCGCCGAAACUACCGCUACUUCUUCCUGUUCCUGCUCUCGCUCAGCGUCCACAUGCUGGGGGUGUUCUCCUGCGGGCUCGUCUUCGUGCUGCACCACGCCCCCCACGCGCUCACCACACCGCACACCGCCGUCACGCUGGCGGUGAUGGUGGUGGCCGGGUUGUUCUUCUUCCCCGUGGCCGGCCUCACCGGGUUCCACGUGGUGCUGGUAGCACGCGGACGCACAACCAACGAGCAGGUAACAGGGAAGUUCCGUGGGGGUCUCAACCCGUUCACUCGUGGCUGCUGCAGUAACGUUCAGCACGUCCUGUGCUCACCCCAAGCCCCACGCUACGUGGGCCGCCCGCGUGCCAAGAGGCCCCUCCCCUCGGCGGCGCUGUCCCCGCCCUUCGUGACGCCCAAUGAGGAGGAGGCUCAGCUGAAGGUGACGCUCACCGACAACGGCAUCCACGCUCACCGCAGCAGGUCCAAGGGAAGUCUGGAUGCUCUAGAGAGUCAGUCUGUGGACUCGGAGGCUCCACCACCACCCCAGCCGGACCCCGGACGCUACCCAGAGCUCUCCCGCAAACUGGGGCUGGCAUCUGACGAUGUGGGGGUGGGGAGUCCCCCGACCCCAACCAUGUACAAGUACCGCCCCGUCUACACGGGAGGCAGCCCCGGGCCAGAGCCACGUGCUCUCUACCACGCACGCUCCGACAAGGUCUCCCUCCGCCACGCCUUCCCCGAGCCCCUCCCCUCAGCCUCCUCAAGCGAUGACGCCCCCAACACCGCCACCAACACCACCACCACCACCGCCACCACCAACAACAACAACCCCACGGCCACCACCACCACCACCAACAACAACAACAACCCCACCACGGCCACCGCCGGCACGGCCCCAGCGGCGGCCCCGGCCCCGGCGCCGGCGGCGGCCGCUCCCCUGGCCGAGCCGGACCCGCCAGACCAACACCACGGCCACAACCACCACCAGCACCACCACGUGGCUCCUCCUCACCACGCCCCUCCUCCCCACCACCACCACCACCACUACCACCACCACCACCAGCAGCAGCAGCAGCAGCAGCACCACCACCAAGGCCACCACCACCAGCAGCCGGGGGUUUUGGCUCAGCAGGCGGUGGCGGUGGCUCAGCAGGCGGGGGCGGGGCAGCACUCCCCGUCGCUGCGACGAGGCUUCCUCUCCUACGACAGCCUCCUGACGUCGGACGGCGCGGCCGGGCCCGGCGGGGCGGCCGGGCCCGGCGGGGCGUCCGCCCAGGCGGCCCGCGGACUCCCCAUCGGCUACCACUCCCCGUACAUGUCGGCCCGCACCGGCAGUGCCGCCGGCGGCCCGGUCCCGGGCGCGGGCGGCGCCGCCGGCUGCCGAGCGGCGGCGGCGCCGGGGGCGGCGCCGGCGGGGGCCAACCGUGAGCCGUCGCCGGUGCGCUACGACAACCUCUCCACGCAGAUCAUGGCGUCCAUCCAGGAGCGCAAGCUCUUGGAGGAGGGUCACGGGCGGCAGCAGCUGCUGGCGCUGACGCUGCACCACCACCACCAGCAGCAGCAGCAGCAGCAGCGGGGGGGGGCCGGAGGCGGUGGAGGCGGAGCGGCGGCGGACCCCAGGACGCACGGCUACGGGGCGGCGGCGGCCGCGGCGGCGGCCGCGGCGGCCGCCUUGCGGGCGUCCCGAGCGCCGAGGGUGCCGCCCGAUCUGACGAACAACAACAACGCCGGCGGCGCCGGGAGUCCCGUCGGCAGCAAGGCGAUGGGCACGCCGAUCGGCGGCGGCGGCGGGGGGCUGCUGCUGCCGUCGCAGUCGCCCGGCGGGCAGCAGCUGCACUGCCACCACCACCACUACCACCUCGGGGAGCAGGUGACGGAGAUCAAGGAUGAGGCCAAACCCAAGAGCGUUGGCGGCUACGCGAGGGCCAACGGGCAGACCCCAGCGUCGGCCGCUUUGUCGGCCAACUCCGUCGGCGGCGGCGUCGGCGUCGGCGUCGGCGGCUCCCCGGCGGCCGCCGCGGCCGCAACGGCGACAUCCGCCGAGAGCCCGGCGGGGCCCGGGAGCCCCUCGCGGCGGGCGCCGAGCGUGAAGAAGGUGUCCGGGGUGGGGGGCACCACCUACGAGAUCUCCGUGUGAUGGACACGAGCCAACCGGCGAACCGGCCAAACCUGGUCCAAACCUGGUCCAAACCUGGUCCAAACCUGGUCCAACCUGGUCAACAACAACGGCCGGCCUAGCCGGCGAACCGGUGAACCGUACAACCGUACAAGCGAUCAACCGGUCUGCGGGUCGCCGUCAACACCGCCACCGCCGACGACCAAGCACCCACCCGCCCGCCCCCACACGGCGGUGGCGGCGGAGGCGGUGGUGGCUCCUCCUCCGGAUUCGAUGGAGGAGCCCGAGAAGGAGGAGGAGGAGGAGAGAUAUUGGGGGGGGGGAGUU